UUCCGUGCGCUUUACAAUGCAAAGGACCACGGAGUUUCUGAGAUCGAUCUAUUGUAUCUUACUCAUGUAGUGGCUGACUGAUGUGUGCGAAGGCUGCGACGGAGCGACGAUCGGUUUACAGCCGGUUUACGUGAGGGACCCCGAAACCGCCGUUCGGAAGAUGAGGAUCUGUGUAACGGUCCACCAUGGAUUGCUCGUGCUUUUGCUCAUCUUCACUUUGGGCGUGCGUGGCAGCCCUGAUGCCAAGCGGCUGUACGAUGACCUCAUAUCCCGCUACAACAAGCUCGUCCGUCCUGUAGUGAACGACACCGACGCUCUUACUGUCAGGAUUAAGCUCAAGCUGUCGCAGCUCAUCGAAGUGAACCUAAAGAAUCAAAUCAUGACCACGAACCUUUGGGUCGAGCAAUACUGGUACGACUACAAGCUCACCUGGGAUCCCCGUGAGUACGGCGGCGUCGACAUGCUGCAUGUUCCGUCCGACCACAUCUGGAGACCUGAUAUCGUCCUUUACAACAAUGCGGAUGGCAACUUUGAAGUGACUCUUUCGACCAAGGCGCAAUUGUCCUACGAGGGUCGGAUCCAGUGGAAGCCUCCAGCUAUUUACAAGAGCUCUUGCGAAAUCGACGUGGAAUACUUCCCUUUUGAUGAGCAGACCUGCCUUAUGAAAUUCGGCUCCUGGACUUACGACGGCUUCAAGGUGGACCUUCGCCACAUGGACGAGGUGGCCAAUCAGAGCCUCGUUGAGAUUGGGAUCGACCUCACGGAGUUCUACCUCAGUGUCGAGUGGGAUAUCUUACAAGUGCCAGCCGUGCGACACGAAAAAUAUUACACCUGCUGUGAGCAGCCCUACAUCGACAUCACCUUCAACAUCAGCAUGCGCCGCAAGACACUCUUCUACACCGUCAACCUCAUCAUCCCAUGCAUGGGCAUUUCCUUCUUGACGGUCCUGGUCUUCUACCUGCCAUCUGACAGCGGAGAGAAAGUUGCGUUGAGCAUAUCCAUCCUCUUGUCUCUCACUGUGUUCUUCUUGCUGCUCGCAGAGAUCAUUCCACCGGCAUCGCUUGUGGUGCCCCUGUUAGGAAAAUACCUUCUAUUUACGAUGAUCCUAGUGACGCUUUCCAUCUGCGUGACUGUGAUCGUUCUCAAUGUGCACUUCCGAACGUCUUCCACGCAUCGUAUGGCCCCUUGGGUGAAACGUGUGUUUCUACGUGCACUGCCGCGGUUGCUGCUCAUGCGGCGACCCGUCGACCAGGGACCACCUCCAAAAGUCUUAGUGCGAACCUGCAACGGGACGGAGUUUCGUGAAGCCUCGUCCGGAGAGAGUGCUACGCCGACGAGGGAACACAGCUUCCAGGCUUCUCCGGUGCAUGAGGAAAGGAUGUACCAUGAUCCGGCCUGCCAGGUUCAUGGAGCAAGGCCGCAUCGAAGACAACCGACAGAUGAUACCAUUCCUCCUUUUCCAACGGGGAGGCCUUCACCUCCGCCGCCUGCUUGUCAUACUGCGAGGAGGUUGCACUUUUGCCCUGAGCUUCAGAAAGCGAUGGAGUCCGUGCAUUUCAUUGCUGAGCAUGCACGUCGCUACGAGGAUGAGCUUGAGGUAAAGGAGGAUUGGAAAUAUGUAGCCAUGGUUCUGGACCGGCUGUUUCUCUAUAUAUUCACGUUGGCCGUCAUCGUAGGCACCUGCGGCAUCAUCCUGCACGCUCCAACACUCUACGACACGCGGGAGCCCAUCGACGUCAGGCUGUCCGAGGUACUCACUGUACUUUACAAGGGAAGACAAGGCGUUGUCUGAUACCGGCUGCGACCUAACGCCUGCAAACGAGCUGCUGUUGCUGCUCAGCGAACAUAUUUUACACUCCAAGUGUUUGCUGUUUGCGGAGAGUUUUGUAGUAUUAUUCGUUACUCGGCGAGGGAAGAAAUAAGGACAAAUUGAAAAUU
This is a messenger RNA of Ornithodoros turicata, 1938 nucleotides long. RefSeq names its product acetylcholine receptor subunit alpha-like. Bases 161 to 1792 code for a protein of 543 amino acids. NCBI's taxonomy places the organism in Eukaryota, Metazoa, Arthropoda, Arachnida, Ixodida, Argasidae. Gene Ontology annotation, cellular component: plasma membrane; neuron projection; postsynaptic membrane. Gene Ontology annotation, biological process: signal transduction; chemical synaptic transmission; monoatomic ion transmembrane transport. The transcript has 7 exons. The record is from RefSeq and is a predicted model, not a curated record. Gene Ontology annotation, molecular function: transmembrane signaling receptor activity; acetylcholine-gated monoatomic cation-selective channel activity.